AGGAGAAAAUGCAAUCUACUCUCACAGCAGCCAGUCUGGAGACUCAACUCAUAAACCAGGCUCCUCGAGCAGCAUAUUACAUCCCUGACUUCAUAACAGAAGCUGAAGAGGAGUAUUUACUUCGUCAGGUCUACAAUGCUCCAAAGCCAAAAUGGACACAGUUGUCUGGGAGGAAAUUGCAGAAUUGGGGAGGUCUCCCACAUCCCAGAGGCAUGGUGUCCGAGAAGUUGCCCCCCUGGUUGCAGACAUACACCAACAAAAUCUCUUCACUGGGUGUGUUUGCAGGGAACUGUGCAAAUCACGUCUUGGUAAAUGAAUACAAGCCUGGAGAAGGGAUAAUGCCUCACGAGGAUGGUCCCCUUUACUAUCCCACAGUCACAACCAUCAGCUUAGGGUCUCACACUGUUCUGGACUUCUAUCUGCCUCCGGAUAGAGGACGUCCUGAAGAGGAAGACCAGGUUUCUAAAACAGAAGAACAGAGAUAUGUUCUGUCCUUCUUGCUGGAGCCCAGAAGUCUUUUUGUUCUUCGUGAGGACUUGUAUAAAAAUUACCUUCAUGGAAUUCAUCCCUGUACCCAUGAUACGCUCAGCCACAGAGUGGCCAAUCUGGACAAGUGUGUGGCACAAAGUGACGAGACACUGGCCAGAAGGACACGAGUGUCACUGACUAUCAGAUAUGUCCCCAAAGUACUGAAAACCACACUCUUCCUGGGGAAGGGGAAAUAA
This is a messenger RNA of Staurois parvus, 725 nucleotides long. The record is from the annotation of a GenBank genome assembly. Lineage: Eukaryota; Metazoa; Chordata; Amphibia; Anura; Ranidae.